CAGCACACGCCUGUCCCACCCAGCCAUGACUAACGUACCCCACAAGACUUCACUGCCCGAGGGCAUCCGAGCAGGCAAUGUGAUGAGAAUUCGGGGUAUCGUUCCUGACAAGGCUAGCAGGUUCUAUGUGAACCUGCUGUGCAGUGACGAGAAGGACAGCGAGGCCGCCCUGCAUUUCAACCCCAGACUGGACGAGUCCACAGUGGUCUUCAACUCCCUGGAGAGGGGCACCUGGGGCACAGAGGAGCGCGGCAAGGGGAUCCCCUUCCAGGGCGGGCAGCCCUUCGAGGUGCUCCUCAUCGCCACCCAAGAUGGCUUCAAGUUCUGA
Condylura cristata (star-nosed mole) is the source of this 328-nucleotide messenger RNA. RefSeq names its product lectin, galactoside-binding, soluble, 7 (gene LGALS7). The record is from RefSeq and is a predicted model, not a curated record. Lineage: Eukaryota; Metazoa; Chordata; Mammalia; Eulipotyphla; Talpidae. The transcript is spliced from 4 exons. The coding region runs from base 26 to 328 and encodes 100 amino acids. Gene Ontology annotation, molecular function: carbohydrate binding.